AUGACAUUUUUGCGGAGUCUCAUCGUCGCCGCCGCCGCUUGUGCGACCGCGGCGGGGGCGGCGGCUGCAUGUCCCGGGCCGGCGCCGGCGUCGAGCCCGCAGACGGCGGACGGCGUCGCGUUCAAGGUGCUGCUCAACGGGCUCGCGCGGCCGCGUGGCGUCGUCAUGGACGGCGAGGGCAACCUGCUGGUCGUCGAGGCCAAGGGCAAGGGCGUGACGCGCGUCGUGCUCGACGACGGCGCGGGCCUGGACGUGUGCGUGUCGUCCAGCGCGCAGUUGAUCAGCGACGGCACGCUCAACCACGGCAUCGCCCUCUCCGGCGACGGCAAGACGCUCUUCGUCUCGUCCGGCUCCGACGCCUACGCCUACCCGUACGAUGCGGCGUCCGGCACCGUCGGCGAGCCCCGGCACGUCCUCGGCGGCAUGCAGCAGGGCGGCCACGUGUCGCGCACGCUGCUGGUGCCGCGGCACAACCCGGAGCUGCUGCUGGUGUCGCGCGGCUCCGACGGCAACAUCGACGAGGAGACGGCCGAGAUCGGCUCCGGACGCAGCCAGCUGCGCGCCUUCACCAUCGCCGACCUGGUCAAGGACGGCGCCGGGGCGGUCGAGUACACCUCGGGCGCGGUGUUGGGCUGGGGGCUGCGGAACAGCGUGGGAGUGGCGGACGACCCGAGCAACGGGCACAUUUGGACGGUGGAAAACUCCAUCGAUAAUAUGAAGCGUGGCAGCGACGACAUUCACAACUCCAACCCGGGCGAGGAGCUCAACUACCACGGCGCGCCCAACGACACGGCGAGCGCGCAGUACGGCCGCAACUACGGGUAUCCCGGGUGUGUCGCCAUCUACGACCCGAGCAACGUCAAGGACUUCUCCGCCUCCUCCGGCGGGCCAAAGGUCGGCUUGCAGAUGACGGGCGACCACAUCGCCGGCUACACCGACGACUGGUGCCGCGACAACGCGACCGCGCCGCGCCUCACCUUUGGCUCGCACCUCGCGCCGCUGGACAUCAAGUUCCUCCCCGACGGCAGCGCCGCGCUGAUUGCCUUUCACGGGAGCUGGAACCGCCAGCCGCCGAACGGGUACCGCCUGAGCCGCGUGACGUUUGGCGCGGACGGGCAGCCGGUGGCGCGCGCGGACAGCGCGGACGCGGAGGAGAAGCUCCUGUGGAACGCGGACAACGCGGAGUGUCCGGGCGGGUGCUUCCGGCCGGUCGGGCUGUGGACCGACGAAGGCAAGGGAGCGGCGGGCCGUGUGUUCAUGACGAGUGAUAGCUCGGGUGAGCUGUUUGUCGUCACGGGCGUGGGGAGCAAGGCGAAGGGUACAGGUGGCGGCGGAGAGGACGUGACGUCGGGGGCGGAGCGGAUGCGGAAGCAGUUUGGGGGCUUCUUUUGGUGA
This is a messenger RNA of Cordyceps fumosorosea ARSEF 2679, 1395 nucleotides long. Its product is annotated as Soluble quinoprotein glucose/sorbosone dehydrogenase. The coding region runs from base 1 to 1395 and encodes 464 amino acids. The record is from RefSeq and is a predicted model, not a curated record. NCBI's taxonomy places the organism in Eukaryota, Fungi, Ascomycota, Sordariomycetes, Hypocreales, Cordycipitaceae. The transcript has 4 exons.